UGUACUGCUUCAAGGUUUCCCUGUACAAACAAUCGAUUUUCAGUUGCGAAUUCAGUCGAGACAGGGUAGUGCAGGUUUAUUCAUUGAACACUUGUCAGGUUCGGGUGACAAUUUAGACAUAGAGACAGGGAGAAGAGAGAGGAAAGGAUGGAAGGUUACGAUUGGGUUGCCAAGUCCAACCCGAGAGCUUGGUUGAUUCUUCGUCCCGACGCUUUAAGGCCAGAGAACGACUUUGUAAGGAGUUGUAGAGUCCACGGGGAAAAUGAGAGCAGCAAACCGUCGGUGCAACUGACCAUGCGACACGUAACAUGCAUAGAGGAUGCUGCCAUCUUCAUGGCACUCACGGCUACCGUUGACCAUAGCUUUGGUCUUUGGUUCAUUACUACAUGA
Messenger RNA from Hibiscus syriacus, 390 nucleotides. RefSeq lists its product as uncharacterized. The record is from RefSeq and is a predicted model, not a curated record. The transcript has 4 exons. Bases 148 to 390 code for a protein of 80 amino acids. NCBI's taxonomy places the organism in Eukaryota, Viridiplantae, Streptophyta, Magnoliopsida, Malvales, Malvaceae.